Molecule: messenger RNA, 4941 nt
Organism: Fusarium subglutinans
Lineage: Eukaryota; Fungi; Ascomycota; Sordariomycetes; Hypocreales; Nectriaceae
Product: ubiquitin C-terminal hydrolase
Exons: 3
Coding region: 1-4941 (1646 amino acids)
Biological process (GO): protein deubiquitination
Molecular function (GO): cysteine-type deubiquitinase activity
Source: RefSeq, a predicted model, not a curated record
AUGUACUUGACCUUUCCAGUGACAGGACCCCCCGAGCUGCCCGGGCAGCUCGCCUUCAAGACGUCGUCCUCAAAGAAGAGAAAGCUCUUGCGAAGCGAUCUACCCCUAGACUCAGUUGAUUCAUCGUCGCCCUCUCCUGACUCAGUCCUACCCUCUUGCGAAGUCGACGACGAUCCCGCUCUCUCCUUCUCCGCCUCCGUGGCCUCCAACUCCAACUCGUUCCUGAGGGCCGACUCACAACCCGCUUCGAGCCUCCCCCCUCGCCUCCAGCAUCAGACAAGUUCUUUCGUCUCGGCCGAUUACGCUUCGUCCGCUGCCUCGAGCCCCUGUGCCUCUGCCUACGCCGAUCUUUCCAUUGAGAGCGAUCGUGGCGGCGACGAGACUGGCCCGGCCCCGAUUUUGGCUUUGGCCAGAAGCCAGUCUCCCUUACGUCUCUCCCACCGAGCUAUCAUGAAUGGCGAUGCCGACCUGCCCCAACGCUCCUCAUCGCCUUUGAAACGACGCGCUUCCAGUAUGGAUCCCGAAAACGAUGCGGAUAGGACCCGCGAUGUCGACAUGGGUACAUCACACGCCAAUGAGUCUACUGAGGGAGUCUCACAGCUGGUCCCUGAAUCGCUGCCGCGUGAUAUGAGCGUCGAAGCGCCUGAGCCCACGGCAAGCUCGCCCCCUGAGGCUUUCCCUGCGCAGCGUAAGGCUCACCACGUUUCCAAUUUGCAAGCACCGCAAUCCGUCGCUAAUUCUGGUCUCCUAGCAAUUCCUUCGCUGCAAGAACAGAUCAAGAUCAUAGAGACUCUCUUAAAAGCCUAUCAAGAGGCGCAAGUGAAGGAAGGGGACAAGGCCUAUCUCGUAUCCAACACCUGGGUCCAAAAAGCACUCUCAUUACGCGGCGGCCCCAAGGACAGCAAGGAAGGGGAUUCCAUAUCGGACCUUCUCGGCCCCGUUGACAACUCCGAUAUUAUCGAGGAAGUCGUUGCAGAACCUACCGGCAACGAAUACAUUCGUCUGAAGCAAGGAACUAACGAGAAUGAAUUCACACUCUUUCCAGAGGAUGCUUGGAAGAUGGUUGUCGACUGGUAUGGUAUCAAGAACGGUCAAGAAGCCAUUGCUCGUGCUGCUAUCAACACUGCUGAGCCCGGCGAAGAGCCUGUCAUUCAGUUCGAGUUCCACCCUCCAGUUUUUACUAUUCACCGUCUAUGGUCUGAAAUUAGCCCACUUCCCAUUGAGCAAUCCCUCAAGGCCAAAAACCCUCCUCCUUACAAGUUCGUCCGAAGUCGCAAAUACCAUGCACAGACAUUUGUCAAGGAGAUUAAGAUAGCCACUGGCGUACCGCUAGACCGCAAAAUUCGCUUAUUUAUGGUACCUCAAGUCCAGCAGGUCUCUGGCCCCUCAGAGCCCUCACGAGCCCUCACGCCUCCAGACUCCCCAGGUCGAACAGAAAACAGGGCUAGCUCUACAGACACAUGGUCGAAACUUCUUCUUGACAAUGUUUCCUUUUCUCAAGUCCGUGACCAAAGGGUCAAAUGUAAGCUGGAAGACAGGACCACUGACCCCAAUUUUAACGGCAGUUCAAACUUGACCAUCUUCGAUCUCGUGACAGAUCAAACUCUGGUUAUCGAUGAGGCCAUCGACUCCUUCUGGGUUAGUAACUACACUGGGAAAACUCCUCCGAAUGGAGUGGUCGUCCCCACCAGAAGUGGUCUGGCCUCUUCUGAUGCGAGCGGUCGAAGCAGUCCUGCUCCCGGUGGCCCAUUAACGCGUGGCCGAACGGGAAAGAAGUCGGGUCGGAGCAUCGGCGUUGUUGGUUUACAGAACCUAGGAAAUACAUGUUAUAUGAACUCUGCACUUCAGUGCGUACGAAGCGUUGAGGAGUUGACCAAGUACUUCUUGACCAACGAAUAUCUUGAUGAGGUCAAUAAGACUAACCUCCUGGGAUACAACGGGAAAGUUGCAAUAACCUAUGGAAACCUUCUGAAGGAGAUAUAUACGGAGGGAAGGGGCUCCGUGACUCCUCGAGACUUCAAGAAUACGAUCGGCCGUUGCCGGUCGACUUUCUCUGGAUAUGGGCAGCAGGACUCGCAAGAAUUCCUUGGGUUUCUCUUGGAUGCUCUUCAGGAAGACCUGAGCCGAGUGAAGAAGAAACCUUAUAUCGAGAAGCCUGACUCCACCGACGACAUGAUCAACAAUCCGGAAGCUAUCAAGGAAAUGGCAGACAAGGUCUGGGACAUAACGCGCCUCCGGGACGACUCAGUCAUUGCCGACCUCUUCACAGGCUUGUAUAAAUCAACACUCAAAUGUCCUGAGUGUGGCAAGAUCAGUAUCACCUUCGAUCCUUUCAACAAUCUGACCCUUCCUAUUCCUGUUGAGGACGUUUGGACGGCUAAAAUCAAAUUUUUGCCCCUCAACGAUGUGCCGGUGAUGUUUGAGGUCGAACUGCCCAAGCACGGCGCUAUUGAACAGCUCAAACAGUUCCUUUCCGCCCGGACAGGUGUACCCGUCGAGCGAUUAAUAGGAGGAGAAGAGUACAAGGAUCGCUUUUUCAAGAUUUACGACAACGACCUAGAUGUUAGCGAAGAAAUCGCGAAAAAUGAUCUUGCAACCUUCCACGAGUUGGAUGCUGUCCCAACCAACUGGCCACAUAAAGCGAACAAGCCACGCUCCAUGCUGGAUAUCGACACUCCUCUCGAAGCUCCCUGGGAUGACCCACGGUAUGAAAGGAUAGUGGUGCCCGUAUUUCACCGCAUCCCAUCAAACUAUGGUCGUGCUCGGGAUGGUGUGGCUCCCCCAAGCUUCAUCUGCUUCACCAAGGAAGAAGCUUCCGACAUUGACCUCAUUCGGCGCAAGAUCCUGGAGAAGGUUUCGAACUUCUCAACUUGGUCUAAGCUCAGGAACGGCCCGGAUGAGAACUCUGAUAUCGCUGACGGAGAGGUGGUUGCUUCGGAUGCUGACUCGUCUGGCGAUAGUAAGGUUGUUGCCAAUUCGGUUGAAGGUGAGGAUGACAUUGUGGAUGUGCAUAUGAAGGACACGAGCGAGGCUCUCCCCCAUCAGCCACAGAUUCUGAAGCGAUUCAACAAGAACAGACCCAGGUUUAUCGACCCAGGUAGCUUCCUUGAACCUGAACUGCAAAACCUUUUCGACCUUUGCUACUUCACAGACAAGGCCUAUUCUGGCGAUGUGCCAACGGGCUGGUCUCACGUUGAUCACCAUCAAUUACUCCCUAAGUUGUCGGAUCGCAUCCCUCAACUGUCACCCGACGAUGAUGAUACUGCCAGUCGUGACGACGAAAGCAGCACGCCUUCUAAUGAAGAUGUAAGCAGCAAUGACGAGAGUAUCAAGGCGGAGACAACACAAACUAGAAUGGUGGAAGAGUCCAGUGAGGAAGAUGUUCCAGAAGCUCCACGAGUAGGUCUCUCUGUUAGUCUGUCCAACAGUCCCAGCGCUUAUACAAAACAGAAGUUCAAUGGACGUCCCUCAAAGGUAAAAGGACGCAAGCUCAAGGGCCAGAAAUUCAACAAGAAAGCCAACAAGCGCCGAGAACGUAUGCAGAACAAGAAACACAAGUCAGCUUCUGUCAAGCCCCAGCCUCAACCUCCUGCUGUUGCUGAUGGUGGACCUCUUAUUCGUCUGGGAGAAGGCAUUGUGGUAGACUGGCACGAGGAAGCUUGGGAUAAAGUGUUUGGUGGCGCUGCAAAUAUCCCCAUUGAUGAACAAGGAGCUCCAACAUUUAUUGAUCUUGAAACGCUCACGGACCCUGCCCUCAAGGUUGCUCAGAGAAGAAGACACCAUCGUCGUACACGAGGCAUCAGUCUCGAAGAAUGUCUGGAUGAGUUUGAGAGAGCCGAAGUCCUCUCCGAGCAAGAUAUGUGGUAUUGUCCCCGGUGCAAAGAGCAUCGGCGAGCCAGCAAGAAGUUCGACCUGUGGAAAUCGCCAGAUAUUCUUGUCGCGCAUCUGAAGCGCUUUAGCAGCUCUGGAUGGCGCCGCGACAAGUUGGACGUCAUGGUUGACUUCCCUAUCGAGGGUCUCGACCUUACUUCCAGAGUCAUUCAAAAAGAGGAUGGCAAGGAUGAGAUCUAUGAUUUGAUUGCUGUUGAUGAUCAUUACGGAGGUCUCGGUGGAGGUCAUUACACCGCCUAUGCCAAGAACUUUGUCGAUGGGCGAUGGUAUAACUACAAUGAUUCGUCUGCAAGCCCUGUGUCUGACCCUUCGACAUGCAUUACAUCAGCUGCAUACCUAUUGUUUUACCGUCGCCGCUCGAGUACCCCUUUAGGCGGAUCGCGGUUCGGAGUCAUCUCUGAGAAAUACAAGAACAGCGAAGAAAACUCUGAAGAAGAAGAAGGCGAGGUGGGGGAAGGUCAGCGUCUCGGCGAGGGUUCCUCCCUGAAUGGGUUGUCGAGCGCUGGGAUCGGAGCCGCAGCAACUCGCCAUCUCGGCGGUCGUGGUUCGGAUAGAAUCACCGUCACCUCUUUAGCCGUACCGGACGACGAAGACGAAGAUCUCCCACCCUACGAUGGAGCUAACCGGAUGGGGAGCAUCCACAGUACCGUCGAGGACGAGGGUGUAGAUGUCAAUGGAAGCUACCAGCGCCUGGACAACAAGUCACUCAACCUCGUCCAGGGUUGGAACUUCGAGGGCCUGGGCGAUAGCGGUGCCGAAGACUCUACAGGUGCCGACAUUGGUUCUGAUGAUGUCCAGCUAGACUCUUCAGCUGAUGAGCGUGGACUCAGCCAAUUUGAUGAUCACGACACAAUCAUGACAGGACAGGGCCCCGCUGAGGGCGAAUCCGAGCCUGUCGCUCCUCGAACGUCGAUUCUUACAGACACCCAGAAGUCCACAUGGAACCGUAAGGAUGUGAUCGAUGUGCAAACCGCGGCAGGGAGCGACAGGGAUUCGAACGAGGUGACCGAGAUCCAUCUUGAAAAUGAGAAGGGAAUCAAGGCCGAGUAG